Messenger RNA from Guyanagaster necrorhizus, 1007 nucleotides. RefSeq lists its product as uncharacterized. Gene Ontology annotation, biological process: tRNA modification. Gene Ontology annotation, molecular function: RNA binding. The record is from RefSeq and is a predicted model, not a curated record. The coding region runs from base 1 to 816 and encodes 271 amino acids. The transcript has 9 exons. Lineage: Eukaryota; Fungi; Basidiomycota; Agaricomycetes; Agaricales; Physalacriaceae.
AUGUCCGACGGGUCUUUCAAACAAAAGUCCCAAGGUUCCGACAAGAGGAAGAAGAAAUAUCGCUCGGAUGGUACUCCAAUCUGGAGCAAAAGACACAUCGAUGGACCUGGUGUAUGGGUGAGCUGUGUCAAAGGCAAGGAAAAGCAAACGGUCGGCGAACUAUAUGAUUUAUUUGACUCGCUAGCGUCGGAUCUAUGGCCGCUCGCAGGUGACGAGAAUGAUCUCCAUUCCGAUUCAGAUGACGGUACUGGGGCUGCCUCAUUGAGUCUCGAAGCUCAAAUAUCCAAUGAGAUAUCGGCGAUGAAAAGACCUAGACACGAACAGAGGUUCACUAACUGUCAGACAAACACGCCUUGUGUGGUCUUUAUAUCCUGUAAACCUCCGGUGGAUCCUGUCCGAUUGGUCGAAACGCAUAUCCGGAAUGUCCAGAAAACAGGAUUCAUGCGUACAAGAUACUGUCAUAGAUUUGUGCCGGUAUCCGGAUCAUGUGUCACAAAUAUACCGGAGAUACAAGCACUGUCUCGUUCUACGUUUGAGCCUUUUUUUGCUCGUGAUCCGGAGCGAAAAUAUAGCUACAAGAUAGAGCUUCGAAUCCGAAACCAUACAUCGCUGUCUCGCCCCACCGUCAUUCAAACCAUCGCCGACUGCGUGCCAGAAGGACAUGUUGUCAAUUUAUCGAAUCCCGAUGUCUUCAUCCUAGUGGAAGUCUUCAAGAGUGUUCUCGGCGUCGCUAUCACCCAAGAAUAUUACAGUUUGCACAAGUUCAACGUUAUGGAGAUCUCGACUCGUACCCAGAAUCAAAGCGGGGGGAAUUGACGAAGAAAGUCGCGCUGACAAAAUAUGAGCCUUGGUUUCACCAACGUAUGUAGAGAGCAUCAAGCUUUAUUAACAAUAUGCCGCCUAUGUACAUAUGUUAUUGGGAUACUAGUACUACGUGCGAAAGCAUGUAAAUAAUUGUGCUAUGAUUAUUAAUCCAUUAGGUACCAGGACUUACAACAAAACAUCGU